AUGCGAGAAAUAGGCAAACUAGAUGAGCUUUUGUUGGCGAAAGGUUUCAUAUUACACCGUUACUCCUGCCAUAUACUAAGCACCAUACUGGCACUGAUAUCCUUUUAUAUGCUCGGCACUGCCUGUUAUUAUAUGCAAUUACUGAGCUCUCACUUUCACUAUCACCAACUGGUUUUACUCAACAUUUAUGGCUUGCAACUGUUUAUAUCGAAUUUAUAUGCGCUUUGUUUGCGUGUUCUUUUGGGUAAUAUCAGACAACGCAUUCACUUAGUUAAUGCUAAAUUGGAGCUUGUGGCUAAAAGUGAUUUAGAUGUGGAGCAUAAUUGGCGGCAAAUGAGUCUCUUCAUUGAGUUGCUAUGUAAAUUCCGUUUUAUUACGGAUAAAGUGAAUACGAGCAAUGGCAUAGCUCUGUUCUCUUACAUGAGCUUCGCUUUUUACAUGCUGACAAAUCAGAGUUUUAUGGCUUUUAUGACAAUCGUCAAACCGCAAGGAUAUGAAGAGAAAUAUGAUAUUUUGGGUGUAUCGCUUGCUUGGAUCUUCGUUGAAUUGGUGACGAUUCUGGUGAUUUGCAGUGCUUGCGAUGACCUCUCAUCGGAGCGUUGA
This is a messenger RNA of Ceratitis capitata (Mediterranean fruit fly), 603 nucleotides long. RefSeq names its product gustatory receptor 68a-like. Gene Ontology annotation, cellular component: membrane. The coding region runs from base 1 to 603 and encodes 200 amino acids. NCBI's taxonomy places the organism in Eukaryota, Metazoa, Arthropoda, Insecta, Diptera, Tephritidae. Gene Ontology annotation, biological process: sensory perception of taste. The record is from RefSeq and is a predicted model, not a curated record. The transcript has 2 exons.